Messenger RNA from Cyclocybe aegerita, 1839 nucleotides. The record is from the annotation of a GenBank genome assembly. NCBI's taxonomy places the organism in Eukaryota, Fungi, Basidiomycota, Agaricomycetes, Agaricales, Hemipholiotaceae.
AUGGCGACUCUCCGAACAUUUCAAAGCGAAAUCGAAGAAAUUCACCACCGAGAAGUCGUGAAGCAGCGCGUUCAAGCUCUAGUUGACAAAGAGAAGGAAAAAUCGAAAGGCAAGGCGAAGGAAGAUUCAACUCUGGCGUCACCUACAGAGUCCAAGAAAGGAGCAACAACUGGUCCCGAAGGCCCUGCUUUACAGGAAGUCAAGGAACAGAUACUGUCCCUGUUACUUUCUGAGAACCAGGCUGACCAUGAUCGUGCCCGCGAUCUGGUUGCUUCACUAUUAAUGCAGCAUAAUGGCGAAUAUGUGCUGCGAAUAGGACAGCAGCCUCCUCGUGCAGAGCUCUUUUCUGGCGAGCUUACCGAGUCGACGGCAGGAUGGACCGGCCUCGAACGAACCGUGAGGGACAUAGAAACCCUUCGCAAAAGGAUUACCAAGUCUGUGGAGGAAGUCGGAGGGAAGAUGUCGACAUUAUUUGAAGUUAAAAGUGGCCAUCCUCGAGUUUCAUUACUUCUGAGAUUACCUCCUCCCAACGUUUCGUUGACUCCCGAAGUUCGAUGUGCUGUGGUUGGUAACGUCGAUAGCGGAAAGUCGACAACAUUAGGAGUGCUGACCAGAGGGGCUCUUGAUGACGGCAGAGGCCGGGCUCGCGUUGGCCUAUUCCGUCACAAACAUGAGUUAGAGACAGGUCGAACAUCCAGUGUCGGAAUGGAGAUCUUGGGUUUUGGUCCUUCUGGUGCUCCGAUAUUGCCUAACACCGCCCAUUCAACCGAUCCGGAUGUUAUACGGAGAGAGAAGAUGGGAUGGGAGGAAAUAUCAUUACAAGCCGCCAAGAUCGUCUCUUUCACUGACCUCGCCGGACACGAGCGCUACUUGAAAACCACGCUCUACGGUCUUACUUCUGGAGCACCAUCCUGCGUCGUUCUCAUGGUGGGCGGCAAUGCUGGGCUGAUAGGAAUGUCGAAGGAACAUCUUGCGAUUGCCCUAGCUCUGAGCGUUCCUGUGGUGGUUUGUAUCACCAAGAUUGACAUGACCCCUCCAAAUGUUCUCGCAGAGACGGUAAAGCAGGUUGUCAAAAUUCUCAAGAGCCCAGGCUGCCGGAAAACUCCAGUCUUUGUGAAAUCGUUAGAGGUUGCCAUCGAAAUGGCGACCUCCUUUGGGACCGAAAAACUCUGUCCGAUUUUUCAGAUUUCAAAUGUCACCGGCCAAGGAUUGGACUUCGUCCGAACAUUCCUUAACCUGCUACCUUCUAGUGAGAGAGAUGCAGAGAAAUUCGCUGUCGAUCAACCUCUCGAGUACUCCAUCACAGAGGUUUGGUCUGUUCCAUACGUCGGAACUGUUGUGAAUGGAAUCUUGAAUUCUGGGACUAUAAAAGCGGGCGAUGCUGUUAUGUUAGGCCCAGACUCAAAUGGGAACUACCAGACCACCGUGGUCAAAAGCAUCCAGAGGAAGAGAGCGGAUGUAGGACGCGCAGAAGCAGGCCAGUGUGUAUCAUUAGCGCUGAAGAGAAUCCGUCGCGCAGCGGUGAGGAAGGGCAUGGUUCUCGUGACGAAAACGGACACUCCUCCCCGAGCCAUCCGACAGUUCGAAGGCCAAGUGUUGAUCCUCUACCAUAAUACAACUUUGCAGAAAAACUAUCAAGCUAUGCUGCACUGCGGAGCCGUCCGCCAGACCGUUCGAAUAGUUGGAAUGGAUCAUCCCCAAGGCAUCUUGAGAACAGGCGAUCGCGCCACAGUCCAGUUCGAGUUCAUUUCUCAUCCCGAGUUUGUCAAAGAGGGCAUGAAGCUAUUGUUCCGUGAGGGAAAGACGAAGGGUCUAGGAGUCAUCACGAAAUUGCUAUGA